AUGGAUCCGUUCCACUAUCUCCACCUCCCUGAUGUGGAAGUCGAUAUUAGAGGAUCGCACAUUGCAGUUUAUUGCGAGUAUGCUGCUGGAGGCUCACAGUCCAAGUCAGUCACGUUCAAUUUCAUGGACGGUCGUUGGAGCAAAUCUGUCGAUGAGCCGCGACGCCGGCUGAUCGAAUCACUUCAGUACACCAAAUCCCACGCCCAGGAUGAAAACCCCUUCUGCAUGCACAUUGUGAUACUCUCCAGUACUCUUCGGUGGUACACGAAUGCAUUGAGUAGUAUCCACACGCAACUGAUUGAGCACGAGAAGCAAUUGCAGGUCGAGGCCGAUGCGGUCACAGUCGGCAAGGAAAAGGCUUAUAAUACACUUAACAGAGCGCUCCACUCCGCGGCCGCCCAUUUGCAUCGCUGUGGGACAGAGCUGGGUUCGAUCGACAGCAUCCUCAAAGAUUUGAUCAAUGCAUACGCGCGACACCGCCGUACCUGUGGCGGAGCGGAAACCAACGACGAGAUUUCCGCUGCCUUCGCAUUCAUCGGAUCGCAAUUAUCCCAGAUUCGGGUUUUCCUGCAGGAACUCGAGGUGAAACUACAGAACAUCCUCGCUCUGAUCACGAACGACCAAAUGAUGGUUUCCAAUGGGGAAAAGCAACACGCCAUCCUCUUAGCUACUCAAGAAGACUCCAAAAUCUCCCGACUCAUCGCCGACAGGCAAGGUCAGCUGGCGGAGGAAAUGAAAGAAGAUAGUGUGGCAAUGAAGACGAUUGCCAUAACGACCAUGUUUUUCCUGCCGGCAACUUCCUUUGCAGCGUUUCUAAGCAUGCCCUUUGUCACAAACAACUACUACGUGAGAGAUGCAGAUAAGAUCUGGAUAUGGGUCGUAUGCACGGUCCCAUCGACUAUCCUCGCGUUCAGCAUUUACUUUUAUUCGAAGCACCGUGAUCACUUGAGAAGGAGGGGAUUGAAUCACUCAGCGGCGUCAUGA
Fonsecaea nubica is the source of this 984-nucleotide messenger RNA. RefSeq lists its product as hypothetical. The coding region runs from base 1 to 984 and encodes 327 amino acids. NCBI's taxonomy places the organism in Eukaryota, Fungi, Ascomycota, Eurotiomycetes, Chaetothyriales, Herpotrichiellaceae. The transcript has 4 exons. The record is from RefSeq and is a predicted model, not a curated record.